ACGGCUAGGGCUUUCAUUCGAGUUUGCUGGUGGUUGUGAAUGCAUCAAUCCCAUUUCUUCUUCAGUCCGAGAAUCAAGAAAGAAAUAUUGUACCCAGAUUGCCACAGGUUUGAGACGGAACGAUGAAGGGACUUUUGCUUAUUUUGGCUAGUCUUGUAGCCAUUGCUACAGGUCAAGACUGCCCUGCAUACUAUGUCCGGAGUAGCUCCGGUGCGUCAUGUUACAGGUAUUUUAAUAUUCCACUGGCAUACCAAUGGGCCAACGAGUUUUGUGAAAUGGUUACCCCGUGUGGAAAUGGUCCAGCUGUCAUGGGUUCAUUAGCUGCUCCAAAGUCUCCUCAAGAAAACAUGGAAAUCUACCAACUGGUGGCCAGUUUCUCACAGGACAAUCAAAUGAAUAGGGAGGUCUGGCUGGGAUGGAAAAGCCAUUCUCCUUUCAACUGGGAAAACGGAGCCCCUGCGUUUCCACAUGGAUUCUCAGCUUUCGAUGGCGGCCAGUUUCAGGGUGGUGGUGCUUGGCCUGUAAACCCAGGAAACCUUUUUUCGGCACAGUCAGCCUUUGCUCCUGUCAUGCGACGUGAAUUUGGUACAAUUCCAGGGCGAGUUGAUCCAAACGGUAGGAGGAUACCCCCAAUGGAGGGACCUAUCUGGUACAUCCAGGAACUAACAGGACACGAACAUGCUUUUGUCUGCGAAGUUCCUGCAGGACAGUCGUUACUCGUGCCACAACAACCAACGAACCCAAACUUUGGCAACCGACCAAACCAACCACCUUCUAGACCUAACCGACCAUCUACCCCGAACAAUCCUUUCGGCCCUAACCGCCCAACUACUCCGAACAAUCCUUCAUUUUCCCCAAACCAACCUGGUACUGGUAAUCCACCAAAUCCUAACCAGCCCAACCAACCCAACACGCCCAACCAGCCCAACCAACCCACCAGGCCUAACCAGCCCAACCAACCUCAGCCGCGUCUAUUCCAAUAGGUUCUUCUGGGUCAAUGCCGCUUCCCUCAAAGAUCGAACAUUAACAGGGGUAAUCUUGUUAGUUGUACAAAUGCUGAUACUGCUUCAUUCAGAAUAUUAUUGUGUCGACGUCUUUGGUGUAUGUAAUUGGUCGCUUGAAAAGAGAUUUAUUUUUCUCAGAAAGAGGAGCAUGAUGGAAGUGUCUGAUCGUUCUUUUAUGCAACUUCAGCAACAAAAAAAGAAAAUGAUAAACGUGAAUCCAGAGACUGAAAAAUACCCCACCCCCUUUUUCAAUUUUUCGUUAACAUGGUUAAAAGUGAUUUCAAUCAGUCCGUCAUAUUCUAUUUAAGCCUUUACCAUAGUUUAUGGGCAUGACUCAGACCUAAUUUCAAGAGUUUUUUUUUUAUUUCUAAUCCCAGCUAAAUUACAGUUCAUAGCGCAUCUUCAUUUGCAUGAGAUAUUAGCGAUUUCAGUUAUAGGUAAACACGUUAAACGAUAAAUUGAACUAACGCAAUCAGAUAGACCUCAUGCAGUGACAUCGCCUCGCCGCAAGCUAAGAGGGUAAAGACAUUGCCUCGCAUGUAUUGGUGAUCUGCAAAUGGCGCAACCCUGACAACUCUGUUUACGCGUUUUCCUAUAUCCUCUGAGGGAGGGCGCUAUGAGAUUAUGACGCCAUAUGCAUAAGGUCUAUUACAAGCUGGAUUUUUUUUGGGGGAAAAUAAUGAUUCUAUGCCAAAAGCCAGGAGACAUUCAAAAUGAUUAUCUAUAAAAACUAUUUCUGAUUUAAGGAAAUUAUAAUUUAAGAUAAAUAAUUCUAUCUGGGAAUUUACUUUCCCAGCGGAAAUUACUAUAAUUUUGUUGUCGACGUAAAGAAUCCGAAAGAUCUAAGUUUUUAAUGUUAUUCUUUAACUUGAUGCCAAAUGUAAUUGCAAACAUUAUCUAAAUUUACAUAUUUUUAUUUACUUACGUUACGGCGAUUGAUAGAUGCGUGCAUUAUAUUCAGAAAACCAUGUAACAGUAUAUACUCUUAUUAGCUGUUGGCGUCUUUGCCUUUACAUUGUGUUUUGCCUUCGUAUAAUUGACAAACUUAAUUUUCUAUGUUUUCUUUUUCAUAUUUAUAAACACUCGCCUUACAAUGAAUGAAGACUUCAAUAAAGAUAAUUCGUACUGUUUA
Messenger RNA from Lytechinus pictus (painted urchin), 2136 nucleotides. Its product is annotated as 41 kDa spicule matrix protein-like. The transcript is spliced from 2 exons. Bases 123 to 983 code for a protein of 286 amino acids. The record is from RefSeq and is a predicted model, not a curated record. Lineage: Eukaryota; Metazoa; Echinodermata; Echinoidea; Temnopleuroida; Toxopneustidae.